CACAAAAUCUGAAGUAUCGUUGUCAUCGCGACAAAUCACUAGUUUUCCACAACCACAAUCAAUAUGUCCGAGGCUUUCUUUGACGAAUACGAUUACUACAACUUCGAUCACGAUAAGCACAUUUUUACCGGACACGGUGGAAAACAGCGCACCAAGAAGGAAGUGAACGAACACACCAACCAUUUCGACCCCUCCGGCCACUCCAGAAAGAUCGUCACCAAACUCGUCAACACAGAGAAUAACAAGAAAGCGAAUAAACACUAGUUAAAGCAAUGAAUCUCGACCGAGGCGUGUAGAAGGAUUUUGAGAUUUGCCUAGCGGAAGGACGUUGUGGCGACUACCCGAAGAGAGAAAGGGGAGCUCGUUACAGAGAUCAAUGGAACAUUCGAGGCGGUUUUUGGUGACACAGAGCUUGUACUGGGCGAACUACCAUAACGAACAGCUUAACCGAACGUGACCACGUGCGCACAACUGGUGACCAACCGACUAUACUCUCACUUCAUGGAUUCAACACCGUUCCAG
Molecule: messenger RNA, 522 nt
Organism: Hyposmocoma kahamanoa
Lineage: Eukaryota; Metazoa; Arthropoda; Insecta; Lepidoptera; Cosmopterigidae
Product: nuclear protein 1
Exons: 1
Coding region: 64-264 (66 amino acids)
Biological process (GO): negative regulation of cell population proliferation; regulation of transcription by RNA polymerase II; negative regulation of cell cycle
Cellular component (GO): nucleus
Source: RefSeq, a predicted model, not a curated record